This is a messenger RNA of Humulus lupulus (European hop), 417 nucleotides long. RefSeq names its product callose synthase 5-like. The record is from RefSeq and is a predicted model, not a curated record. Gene Ontology annotation, biological process: (1->3)-beta-D-glucan biosynthetic process. Gene Ontology annotation, cellular component: 1,3-beta-D-glucan synthase complex; plasma membrane. Gene Ontology annotation, molecular function: 1,3-beta-D-glucan synthase activity. NCBI's taxonomy places the organism in Eukaryota, Viridiplantae, Streptophyta, Magnoliopsida, Rosales, Cannabaceae. The transcript is spliced from 3 exons. The coding region runs from base 1 to 417 and encodes 138 amino acids.
AUGAACUUUUUUCAUGUUAUACCUUCCAGGGAAUUGCUUGAAGUUGGUCAUAGUAGCAAGGAUACUGGGAGACAACUUUUUGCAGGAACUGAUACAAGACCUGCCAUAGCAUUCCCCCCAGUUGUCACAGCUCAGUGGGAAGAACAGAUAAGACGCCUAUACCUCUUGUUGACAGUGAAGGAAUCUGCUACUGAUGUACCAACUAACCUCGAAGCAUGUAGAAGAAUCUCAUUUUUCACAAAUUCACUGUUCAUGGAUAUGCCACGUGCCCCCAAAGUCCGGAAAAUGCUUUCUUUCAGUGUCAUGACUCCAUACUACAGUGAGGAGACAGUUUACUCUAAAACUGACCUUGAGUUGGAAAAUGAAGAUGGUGUAUCAAUCUUAUAUUACUUGCAUAAAAUUUUCCUAGGUGUGUGA